AAGUCAAAUUCAGGGGACUGACUCACAACUCACAACCUUAGCCUCCUCCACUUGCUUCUGCUUGGGCUGCGAAUAUCUUCUCCUCUGUCUCUUUCUUUUCCUUCUCUUUACGCUCAGUUUUCUUAGCAGUUUCUUGAUCCUUUCGUAUCACAAGUCCAACAAGAAAAACAAAGAAAGAGUUAUCCUCCUUGUAUUGUUUGCAACUACGCAAAGACAAAGCAAGAGAAAGUUUGGCAGCCCAGUAAGGGAAGAGCACCACGCCAUGAACGGAAAAGCCAGCGUUUCCAAGGAGCUUAAUGCAAAGCACAUAAAGCAAAAUUAGAUCCAGUUAUCUCUAGUAUACUGAGGCUAAAAGGAAGAAUUUCUAUGUUGUGUCCUUCCGACAGAUUCUUGAGGGGCUACUCAAACUGCCGGAGAACCAAUACUGUGCUGACUGCAAGAGCAAGCCCUAGAUGGGCUAGCGUGAAUCUGGGAAUCUUCAUAUGCAUGCAAUGUUCUGGAAUCCAUAGAGGUCUUGGAGUACACAUAUCAAAGGUGAGAUCUGCUACUCUUGACACAUGGCUUCCAGAUCAAGUUGCAUUGAUUCAAUCAAUGGGGAAUGAGAAGUCAAAUAGCUAUUGGGAAGCUGAGCUGCCUCAAAAAUUUGAUAGAGUUGGAAUUGAAAAUUUUAUCCGUGCAAAGUAUGUCGAGAAAAGAUGGAUCCCAAGGAAUGGAAACUUUAAAGCAUCUCCAGCUGUGAGAGAAGAUAGAAUUUUGGACAAGAAGAUGGGAUCUGGAAGUAGAAGUACUGGAUACCUUAAGUGCACAGAUAAUUUGUCGGAAGAGAGGAAAAACUCUAAACUUCUGAAUAAUGUUACAAGUUCCCCCUCCAUUCAAAACGGCUGUAACCCUGCGCCUCCUAAAGUAUCCGAACAGAUUGCUUCUGCUGUGAAACCGCAAGAAGUUCACCAGAAAUUGGAGCCAUCAGACACUCAGGCUAGGAAAGGAGAACCAGGAGGCAGGGCCACCCCAAUGGAAUCAGAAGCUAAGGUUGAAUAUGCUACUGAUUUUCUUAAUAAGCUUUCUAUGGAGGAAGCCAAAGAAAAUGACCCCAAAUUGUCUGCUGCUAAUAAUCUUUCAUUGGGACAUUCGCAGACUGCUGAAGCUACACGAUGCUUAGAGCAAAAGGUUCCAUCUAAGGUUGCAGAAAACAAGAGCAAGCUGGACUCUGGUAUUGAAGAAUUACUUAGAGAUUUUCAGUGGAAUACCCCAACUGUUGUAGGGAAACCUUUAGAUGAUAUGAAGAAUGACACCAUGAGCCUCAUUGACAAGUCUAGCGUGGUGUCACCUUUGCCCGUCCAACAACAACAUAUGAUGCUGGCUGAACAGCAGUCUAGUUUCAUGGCUGCUGCACCAAGGCCUUGGGGUCAGUCUCAUUCAAUUCCCAACAAUAUACAUCAAGCCACCUCCAAUGCUCAAAACUGGGGAAGAAUUAGCUAUCAGGCACCUGGAAGAAUGAUGGGAAGUGUUCAACCUUUAAACUGCUAUGCUGCUGCUUCUGCAAGUCCAAAUUUAAGCAUGUACAAUGCAACACCAAUGGCUCCAGUAGGUGGAAGAAUAUCAGCUGCGGGGAUGGGCAGGCCUUACUCAACUUUGAGUGCACCAUCAAAUUAUGACUUCUCUUCUUUAGUGCAGGGAAUGUUUACAAAACGGUGAUCCACCACCCCAAUUCAUUUGUUACUUUAGAGCACAAAAUUAGCAUAUCCAUAGUUAAAUACUACUUUUGGUUUGAAGCAAUUAUUAUAGUGACUGAUGUUCAGAAUUGGCUCCAUUCUUUUAUUUAUCAGCAGAUUGUAUAUUGCAAAUAUUUGUAAUUUACCUGCUAUAUCCCUUCUUAUGUUAAGGCAUUUAGCUUGUCAAUUCUUAA
Molecule: messenger RNA, 1906 nt
Organism: Coffea arabica (coffee)
Lineage: Eukaryota; Viridiplantae; Streptophyta; Magnoliopsida; Gentianales; Rubiaceae
Source: RefSeq, a predicted model, not a curated record